CCUGACUGCCAGCUUGCGUGAGCCUCUGUGUGGCUCUUUAAGAGAAAACAGAGUCUGCGCAAUGGAAGCUCGGCUGUAGCGGCUCGUUCUGCGGAGAAAAUUAACCAGAGAAAACACAGGCAGGGGAUGAAGGAGAGUCUUUAUUGCAGUCUUUAUUACAGAUACCGGACACGAGACUGGAAAUCUCCGGCGGGCAGAGGGGGGGAAUCUGGGGACAGACAUGGCGGGAGCGGGAGUGAAGAGGAGGAAAGCGGGGCUCCCUGGUUUUUGCUGGAAAACAUGCUACUUUCACAUUUUAUUCUGGGUCGUCUCCGUCUGUGGCGAGGAGAAGACGUUCAUUGUUGAGAUGCCUGGCUCAGCGGAGAGCAGCGCUGUGGUGGAUGUAUUACAGAACCAUGAGCUGCAUACUGUAGCUGUCCAGUACCUGGAGACUUGGUUGAAGAACUAUGGCUACCUGCUACCUCAUGACAUCCGCAUGUCAGACCUGCGCUCUGAGAAGGCCAUGCAGUCUGCUGUCGCAGCCAUGCAGCGUUUCUACGGCAUCCCUGUUACCGGGGUACUUGACCAGACCACCAUUGAAUGGAUGAGGAAGCCUCGCUGUGGCGUCCCAGACCACCCUCACAUCAGCCGGCGCAGGCGGAACAAACGCUACGCCCUGACGGGACAGAAGUGGAGGGACAAGAGGAUCUCCUACAGCAUACACAACUUCACUCCCAAGGUGGGGGAGAAGGACACCCAGAGAGCCAUCCGGCAGGCGUUCGACGUGUGGCAGACCGUCACGCCGCUCACCUUCCAGGAAGUGGCCUUCUCUGACAUCAAAAACGAGGGCAAGGAGGCCGACAUCAUGAUCUUCUUCGCGAGCGGUUUUCAUGGCGACAGCUCUCCAUUCGAUGGCGAGGGGGGGUUUCUGGCCCACGCCUACUUUCCCGGACCGGGCAUCGGAGGAGACACGCAUUUUGACUCAGAUGAGCCGUGGACGCUUGGCAACGCCAACCACGACGGUAACGACUUAUUUCUGGUGGCGGUCCACGAGCUUGGCCACGCCCUGGGUCUGGAACAUUCCAACGAUCCCUCCGCAAUCAUGGCUCCUUUUUACCAGUACAUGGAGACUCACAACUUCAAACUGCCACUGGACGACCUGCAGGGCAUACAGAAGAUCUAUGGUAUUCCCACUGCCAUGUUGGAGCCCACACGGCCGCUACCUACACUGCCGUCUCGCCGCAUCCACUCCACCUCAGAAAGGAAGCACGACCGCCAGUCCCGCCCCCCGCGCCCGCCGUCCGGAGACAGGCCCGCCCUGCCCGGGAACGGAAAACCCAACAUCUGCGACGGCAACUUCAACACCGUGGCCUUCUUCAGACGGGAGAUGUUCGUCUUCAAGGACCGAUGGUUCUGGCGUCUGAGGAACAACAAGGUUCAGGAGGGUUAUCCCAUGCAGAUUGACCAGUUCUGGAAAGGUCUUCCUCCUCGCAUCGAUGCAGCCUAUGAGAGAUCAGAUGGCAAAUUUGUUUUCUUUAAAGGGGAUAAGUACUGGGUGUUUAAGGAGGUGACAGCGGAGCCAGGAUACCCCCACAGCCUGGUGGAGCUGGGGAGCUACCUCCCCCAGGAUGGCAUCGACACGGCACUGCGCUGGGAGCCCGUGGGCAAGACCUACUUCUUCAAGGGCGACCAGUACUGGCGCUACAACGAGGAGAAGCGCACGGCCGACCCUGGUUACCCUAAACCCAUCACCGUGUGGAAGGGCAUCCCAGAGGCUCCACAGGGCGCCUUCGUCAGCAGGGAGGGACUCUACACCUACUUUUACAAGGGGAAAGACUAUUGGAAGUUUGACAACCAGAAGCUGACCGUAGAGCCGAGCUACCCUAAGUCCAUCCUCAAGGACUGGAUGGGCUGUGACCAGUCGGAUCUGGAUCGCAACCGGGACCGGCAGCUCCCCAACGACGACGUGGACAUCAUGGUGACCAUCAACGACGUGCCCAGCACAGUCAAUGCCAUCGCCGUGGUCAUCCCCUGCAUCCUGUCCCUCUGCAUCCUGGUCCUGGUCUACACCAUCUUCCAGUUCAAGAACAAAGGAGUGCAACAGACCGUGACGUCGUACUACAAACACCCAGUGCAGGAGUGGGUAUGACAGGGUGGCAGGCUGUCGCCGGGCAGGGCUGAGGACCCUGGCUGCAGUUUCCACCCCUGUCGAGACAGAUCUGAGAGACACAUCCUGACUCCCACACAGCAGCUUGCUCUGAUCUCACACACAGUGACCAUGAGGAGGGAGGGGUCACCUGGCGACUGUCUCUUCCUCCCUGUGUCCUUGGAUUCCAUUGGCCGCUAGGUGAACAUUGUGAUGGAUUGGCAUUAGGUGACGCUAAGGAAUGAUUGGAUGCAGUUAGAGCAGGAUCAAUUACAAGAAUCAACCUUGUGUGAGCCUGGUGGCCUCUUGGCCAAUAGGAUCUGAUUCAGAGGGGGGAGGGAACAGGGUGGUACUGAACCUCUAUUGGACCUCCAGUCUCUCUCUCUCUCUUCCUCUGGGACGCAGAGAAGACUCUACCCACGUCGGGCUAGUCUCUAACUAACUUGUACACAAAUUGAAACUGUCAACAUGUCAAAAGAACUUCUAAAAAAAGAACAAAAAAAUAUUCUACAAACUUGAAGAAAUAAUGUAGGUAGAAAGGCCAUAAAAAAAAAACUUUAAAAAAAACAUUGAUCUCUGGAUCACCAGAUGUUUUCAUUUCUCAGUGACUGAGUAGUGGAUUUUUUGGAGAAGAUUUUUUUCUCUCUUUCUCUCUCUCUCAACCUCCAUAUACUAUGGCCGUCCUCCAGUUGAGUUUAAAUCAGAUCCAGUCAUUAUGCUUACAUCACUAGGGUUUGUCCCUAACAGGGAUCCAUAGGUCACAAGUCACCCCACAUCACCACCAUCACAUGCCUUGGCCUAUUUUUACAUUCACAACCAUGUUUUCUGUUUGUGCCUAUCUAACUAAUGAAAACACCUUCCACACUGGCAGGCAAGUCUGAUUCACAUCAUAUUAUUAUAUUUGACUGUAUUAAGAGUUCAGUUUUUUGCUAAGAGUUUAGAGAUCAUGACCGUAGAUAUACUGGAGAGGAUCAGACUGAGUCAGUCAGUGUUUAUGUCUGACCUCUCAUGUGAACCACUGUCUUCUAAAGAGGGCUUAGUCAGUAGUGAUACAGCUGGUGGCUACCGGUAAUGUCUUCUUUUUUUACUUUCAGUCUUGUUAUCAUGUGGUCUAGCUGGUUCUGCUACCAGUGUGUCUGUGAUGUGGCUCGUGGACAGUAGAUCCAUGACUAUACACUGUUUUCUGUGCCUCAAUUCUGUCUCUUUCUUUCUCUUUCUCUCCCUCUCUCUCUCCCUCUCUCUCUCUCUCUCUCUUCUCUCUCCUUCUCUUUCUCUCUCUUUCCUUCUCUCUCUCUCUGUCUCUAUUUCUCUUGGUUGGAACCUAUAAGGGGCCGCCAUAAUGUUCUUCACUGAUUGUCUUCCUCCAUUUAGAAACUUCUUGACUAUUUCUUGAGUACCUGAACUUAUUGAUUGAUUGACUGAAAACUGAGAGAGUCACUGUUUGAUUGUCUGCUCUCCAAGUGUUCUGUGAACAGUGAAAAGGAUAUCCUUUUGGGCAAUUUUUUAUACUGGCACCCUAAGACUGUGUUCACUCUGUUUUCUCUUCACUAUGGAUAAAAAGGCGAUAACAUUUUCCCAACUCUGUAGUGAUGUCAUUACAAAAAGGGUAGGGGUCCUUCUGUCAAUCCAUCAUUCAAUUAAAAUAGCAAUUGUAAAAUUCAAGUUACAAUUAUUUCCAAUUAAGUAAUAUUUGAAUUGAAAUUUCAGUUACACUUUCCACACUAACUGUAUUGAAUGGAGUUGACCCCAACCCUGAUUUGCACUCUCUUGUUGCAGACUGACUUGAUGGACCUGUUGAUUCAAAUGUGCAAAUGAGCGUAGUCAUUUCUUUUUUGCCUCUUUCUGUGCUCAUGUAUAUACAGUUGUGUCCCUGACCAGACACAAGUACUUAGAGAUACGAUUCAGUAGCAGGAAACAAUCCUGGGAAAAGCUCUUGAUUUCUCUGUGUAGCCGAUGUGAAUUGGCUAGACUUGACCACUAGCGUCAGCGAAUCGCUUUUCGUUUGCGUAGCUGGUGGACGUCCCGCGGAGUUGGAGGUGCCGAGUUCGAGCAGGUGUGGGCAAGAUCGGCCGUGUGUGACUGCCGACAAGUAGCGCGACCACGUUUGUUGCAUCUGCAUGGCUAAUAUCAGGCAGUUAGGGGCUACUGUAUCACCGAAGCGUGCAAUUCAGACUUCGUUUACCAGAAUCUUUACGUCACUGAAAAAUAACAAUACAUACUCUGUAGUUCAUACAGAGUCCGACUGGUAGAUGAAGGGGUGUUUACGUUGGAAUGCUGAGAGACAGAGGCAGUUUGAUUUCCUCAUUGACUCAAUCCUAGUGCUUUGAGUGUACCAUACCUUGAAGAGUAGUCAGAUAUGUGUAUAUAUUUGUUGAGAUGUAAAAUCUGAUUCUACAUGUUUAGAGGUAAAAAGGCUACAGGUAAACAGUAAACACAUGUAUGGUAGCAGGGCAGGUGUGUAGUCAUAACAGAUACGUAUAUAAGGGAACCUGUGAGAGUCUGAUAGGAAACACUUUACCAGGAGGGCCCAUAUAAUAUAGAUGACCUACAGGUGCUCACUAUCAACAAAUAUUGAACUAACUCCACCAACCUAAACAAGCACCUGCAGAUCAGCAGAGUUGAUAGUUUGAGCAUCAGUAGAUUAUUUAUCCCCACUGAAUCAAGUGUUACCGAAUAGCAUAGUUCCCUCUAACAAUUUAGUAGACCUUUCAACAAGGACAGAUGUACAUUCCUUUUAUAACCCAAGGUGGGCCAUGACUGCUAUAUCCACAUUUGUUUUUAAAUCUUAUUUAUCCAGACAGUUUAUAUUCUAUUCCAGGAGCUCUGUGUUGUCCUAUGUUUCUCGUAGACUCUUCUAUGGAUAAUGUACACUGGUGGCUUUGGACAACAGUGAGUUGCCUUUUAUUGGCCUGUUGUUGCCUUUUGUUUAUAAAAGUUGUUUUUCAUAAGAGGAUAAUAGGAAAAAAACAUAUCAAAGGUACAGUAGUCCAGAAUUUUGAAGUUGCUAUUCAUUAUAUUGGGAGUUCUUGGAACACUGCUAAUCAAGGGGUAUUUUGGCAGAUAUAGCUUUAAGAGAGAUUUGAAUUACUUCUUUUCUUUGUGUUUCCUAUGAGCUUUUGUGUACAUACUGGUAUGCUUUUCAUUGAUUUGGGUUUUUAUCAGCAAGUGAUUUGAUAAUACACCAACAAUGGCUAAGUUCUCUAAAUGCAUAUUGCACCUUUUUUUCGUAGUGUAUUGUUUUUAUAGUCAUGUAAUUUGCAGUCAGAUAUCAAAUAUCUUCUCAUGUAAAUAUACAAACUGAAGCUUUUAAAGAUUUUGUAUUUUUGUUUCUUUGAAAAAGCUUAGCAUUUGCACAGAAU
Messenger RNA from Osmerus eperlanus (European smelt), 5484 nucleotides. RefSeq names its product matrix metallopeptidase 24 (gene mmp24). The record is from RefSeq and is a predicted model, not a curated record. The coding region runs from base 221 to 2128 and encodes 635 amino acids. Gene Ontology annotation, cellular component: extracellular matrix. Gene Ontology annotation, molecular function: metalloendopeptidase activity; zinc ion binding. Gene Ontology annotation, biological process: extracellular matrix organization; proteolysis; collagen catabolic process. NCBI's taxonomy places the organism in Eukaryota, Metazoa, Chordata, Actinopteri, Osmeriformes, Osmeridae. The transcript has 10 exons.